AUGGCUGCGCCUAAUAACCAGUCGUCCAUCACAGUCGCUGUCCGAGUGCGGCCCUUUACAAUUCGAGAAGCUGCACAAGUACACAAGAACGAUGAUGGCACAGUUUUCUUGGGCGACGGCUCGCUCGCGGGCGCGCCGCAACCAAAACUUCACCAGCGCGGCAUACGAAACGUCAUAAAAGUGGUCGAUGACCGCUGCUUAGUCUUCGAUCCUCCCGAGGACAACCCCGUUCACAAAUUCGGUCGAUCUGUCGUCCCGACCUCGAAGAAAACAAAGGACCAGGUCUUUGCGUUUGAUCGUGUCUUUGACGAAAACACGAACCAAGCAGACGUAUACGAAGGCACAACAAAGCAGCUGUUGGAUAGCGUCCUCGAUGGCUACAAUGCGACUGUCUUCGCAUACGGCGCGACUGGUUGCGGCAAAACCCACACCAUCACCGGCACAUCGCAACACCCUGGUAUCAUUUUCCUGACCAUGCAGGAAUUGUUCGAGAAGAUUGAGGAGCGCAGCCAAGAGAAGACGACAGAAUUGAGUCUGAGCUAUCUCGAGAUCUACAAUGAGACCAUUCGCGAUCUCUUGGUGCCUGGUGGGAGCGGCAAGGGUGGACUGAUGCUGCGGGAGGACAGCAACCAGGCCGUGACAGUGCCUGGGCUGACAAGCCACCACCCAAAGGACGUGGCCGAGGUCAUGGACAUGAUCGUGCGCGGUAAUGAGUACCGAACCGUCUCGCCGACAGAGGCCAAUGCCACAUCGUCGCGGUCUCACGCCGUGCUUCAGAUCAACGUCGCGCAAAAAGACCGAAACGCAGAUGUCAACGAGCCUCACACCAUGGCCACGCUCAGCAUCAUCGAUCUGGCCGGAUCAGAGCGAGCUUCCGUUACAAAGAACCGCGGCGAGCGACUUGUCGAAGGUGCCAACAUCAACAAAUCCCUCCUUGCACUGGGAAGCUGCAUCAAUGCGCUCUGCGAUCGACGCCAAAAGGCACAUGUGCCGUACCGAAACAGCAAGCUCACGCGACUCCUCAAGUUCUCCCUUGGCGGCAACUGCAAGACGGUGAUGAUUGUGUGCGUAUCGCCAUCGAGUGCACAUUUCGACGAGAGCCAAAACACAUUGCGCUAUGCGAACCGGGCCAAGAACAUUCAAACAAAGGUGACACGCAACGUUUUCAAUGUCAACCGCCACGUCAAGGACUUUUUGGUCAAGAUCGAUGAGCAGAUGGCCUUGAUCAACGAGCUGCGCGCACAGCAAAAAGACUCUGAGAAUCUCUUCUUUGCCAAAUUCCGGAAACAAUGUGAAAAGCGCCAGGCUGCUGGGCACGAGGGUGUCCAGCGCCUCAGGGCGGCCUAUGACAAUUGCGCUGGUGAGCGUCAAGAGCGCGUCAACAGCAUGAAGCGUCUCAAGGCAUUCGAGCGCCGAAUCGGACUUUUGUCGAGCUGGAUCGCCGCAUUUGACACAGUCUGCGAUCAGCGCGGUGGUGAGGACGAUGCUAUGCCGCAAAACCUAAUCUCGAUUCGCAAGACCGCACAGGGCAUCCUUCUCGAGUUGGAGAGCAGCCGCCAGCACAUUCAUCAGAAGAUAGAAAAGUCCACAUGGGAGCGAACAAUCGAUACGGCUCUUGGCCACAGCUUGAGGCAGCUCGAGGGCACAGAGGGUGCGGAUAUGGGUGAAGCUGCAAGCUUGGAACGCGAGGCCGAGUUUUUGAAGGUCAACUUCUACCGCGAGGCGUACCACGAGGUGGCAGAGCAGGAGAGGGCAGGUGAUGCCUCCAUGAUGCAGAUGCUGCUGACUGCCCAGUUCGAGAUGCUGACCUCCAUGGCGGAUACGCUUGCGAUGGAUGAGGAAUCGGCAGUGGCUCAUGCCAAGGAGAUCAUCCACCGUCUGCUCCAGACUGGCUACACCGCUGCUUCCCACGUUGUCAAGCCUGACGGGUCUCUGCCUGUGGCCGAAGUCUUCCCACCAACGCGCAAGGGCACGCCAAAGCGCAAGAGCACCAUGCAUGCGUACAUCAAGCCAGUGGCCCAGCCAGUCUUCGCUGCUGCUUCUUCUGGCCGUAGCAACGAUGACAACCAAGCCAGCCCGAUGAAGGCCUCGCCGAGGAGACGCCGCGCUGCGACGCCUAAGACGAGUGUGAGCUUCAGCGCUGCCACCAAGCCAAAGAAGGGCGGAGUCAGGUGGCGCGACGACGAGUCGGAGGACGGGGAACUCGCCGACUUUGAGAGAACUCCGCAGUACAAGGAUGCGACACCCGAGCAGACCCUUUCUGCGAAGCCAGAGCCCGAACCCGCCAUGCCGACGAUUUCGAUACCUCAAGAACCGACCAUUAUGGAAGAGGCGAGUCCUAGCAUUGAAAUACCGGAAGCCGCCAGCUUGGCUGCUGUCAAGCCAAGCCGGUUUCAGGCUGGCUUUCUGUCCAAAUCACGACCAUCCACGGCACAGGAUGGCGGUUCACCCAAGCUCAGCCCCCCAAGCCUUAGCCUCAACCUACGCAAGAGCACCUCGCCUGAACCUGAGAGUAGGCUACCUGCCCUGCGGUCACUUGAUGUCGAUAAAGUCGGCAACAUGUCGCCGCCCGUGAGCCGGCCUCGGUACCUGCGCUCCUCGUCUAGCCCCCAGCCGCGUCCACCGCGCGCUAUGUCAGAUGAGAAUAGCCCGCUCUCGAAACAAACCAACGGCUCCGGGUCCGACUCCGAGUCCAGUUUCAUAGACUCGCGUAAGCUGCGAGGCGCGAUGCACACUGCCAACCAUGCUCGUCGGGUCAGCCUCAUGACGGGAGCAUCUGCUUCCAAGGCCAAGCGGGUCUCAUCCAUUGGUUCCAUCGGCGGAGGACAGUCAGGCCCGCGGCCUAGCAUGCCCGGGCCGACGUCACACGGCUUGGCCAGCAGCGCCAAUGGUAUCUCCCGAAACCGACGUGGAAGCACGGAGCGCCGCAGGAGCCCACCCAUGGCCUGCUCGCCGCCAGACCAACGAUCGAAUGCGAGCGAGAGGACACUGACGGCCGGUCAGGCGAGACGAAUGAAUCUCGGGGGAAGCCUUAGGUCGGAUAAGCCGUCUACCGAUGGUCCUAGUCCUCCUGGCCCCCGGCGCGUCACUAUCGGUGUCGGCUCAGGGGCUGGGGCAGGCAUGUCGGCCCAUCGCCGCCAGACGAGCAAGAGCAGCGUCACAUGGAGGUGA
This is a messenger RNA of Emericellopsis cladophorae, 3171 nucleotides long. RefSeq lists its product as uncharacterized. Gene Ontology annotation, biological process: microtubule-based movement. The record is from RefSeq and is a predicted model, not a curated record. The coding region runs from base 1 to 3171 and encodes 1056 amino acids. The transcript is spliced from 4 exons. Gene Ontology annotation, molecular function: microtubule motor activity; ATP binding; microtubule binding. NCBI's taxonomy places the organism in Eukaryota, Fungi, Ascomycota, Sordariomycetes, Hypocreales, Bionectriaceae.